ACCCCCUCAUCUCAUCCCCCUCCCGCUCUCAAUCUCAAGGUCUUGCUUCUUUCUCUACUCGCCUGCUUGAUAGUCAUGCGCUCAGCCAUCCCGCUGGCAUCCGCUCUUUUCACAGCAGCUCCUACUCUUGCGGCGUACAACCUCAUCAAGGAAUAUCAGGGCUCAGACUUCUUUUCGGGUUGGGAAUUCUAUGGGAACUACGAUAACUUGACCAACGGUGAUGUCACCUAUCUCGACCAAGCCAACGCGACGGCGUCGAAACUGGCGUACGUGAACGAUGCUGGGAACGCCAUCAUCAAGGUCGACGACACGAGCUUCGUGCCGUGGAACGAUAAGCGUAAUUCGAUACGGAUCGAGACUUACGACUACUUCCCUGUUGGCACUGUCCUUUUGUUUGAUGCUGUUCACCUGCCCUAUGGCUGCUCGGUCUGGCCCAGCUUCUGGACCAAGGGCCCCAACUGGCCUGCCGGCGGUGAGAUCGAUGUCCUCGAGGGUGUCAACCUCAUGACUGCCAACCAGAUGGCCCUACACACCUCAAGUGGCUGCACUGUGGAUGGCACGGACUGCUCGAGCGGUGCUGGCUGCACGGUGACGGAGAAGAAGGACAGCAGCUAUGGUCAGGCCUUCGCUGCCGCCGGUGGCGGAGUUUGGGCCACUCAGCUCGAUACGACUGGUAUCAACAUCUGGUUCUGGAGUCGCAACGAUAUCCCGGAUUCGGUGAAGAGUGCCACCAACACGGUUGACCCUACCUCCUGGGGUACUCCGUCUGCCUCGUACCCUUCCGGCUCAUCUUGCGAUAUCAGCCAGUUCUUUACUCCCCAGCAGCUUGUUCUCGACAUCUCUCUUUGCGGUGAUUGGGCUGGUCUGGCAAACGUCUACGGGCAAACCUGCGGUACCCAGGGCCAGGUCAACUCAACUUCUUGCUACCUCGAGAACGUCAUCAACAACGGCAACUACUCCAGCGCGUACUUUGAGAUCUCCUACAUCAAGGCGUUCUCCUCCCAGGCCGAUACCUUCGUUGCAACCGUGUCUGGUAGCAGCACUGGUCUUGUGUCCCAAACUGCGACCGGCACGGCUGCGACCGGCGGCAGCACGGGCUCGCCGACUAGCGGCAGCAAUAGCAACGGCAACAGCACUUCCACGGGGUCGGGGUCGGGUAAUGGUGCGGCUGAGACCGCUCCUCGCGUCUACCUGGCGAUCGCGACUUGCGUACUGUUCUCGUUCUUCAACUGGGCCAUGAUCUAGGUUGUUCCGGUGACGGCAUUGACAUGUUGAGAUCUGAAGGACCUUUGCUUGAAUCUACAAGGACGUCUAGUCGACGAACAGUGUAUUGAUCAAGCUACUGUUGCUUCUGUUCAUAUUCUGCUAUCGAUGCGAUUUGCUCUAUGCAUCGCUGGUGGUAUUUACUGUAUUCCGGCUACGGCGUAUGAUAAUGGGGUUGAUAGGCAGUCUGC
Messenger RNA from Dichomitus squalens LYAD-421 SS1, 1454 nucleotides. RefSeq lists its product as uncharacterized. The record is from RefSeq and is a predicted model, not a curated record. The coding region runs from base 76 to 1245 and encodes 389 amino acids. Lineage: Eukaryota; Fungi; Basidiomycota; Agaricomycetes; Polyporales; Polyporaceae. Gene Ontology annotation, molecular function: hydrolase activity, hydrolyzing O-glycosyl compounds. The transcript is spliced from 8 exons. Gene Ontology annotation, biological process: glucan catabolic process.